Molecule: messenger RNA, 1083 nt
Organism: Naegleria gruberi
Lineage: Eukaryota; Heterolobosea; Eutetramitea; Acrasida; Naegleriidae
Exons: 2
Coding region: 1-1083 (360 amino acids)
Source: RefSeq, a predicted model, not a curated record
AUGCCACAACACCAAAUCCAACACAAACACCUCCAAACCGUCUCUGACCUCAAACUCAACAUUAAACCACGAAAAAUCAGUGAUUACAAUCAGAAACGUUGGAAUUCCCUCACCGAUGCUGAAAAACGAAUCUACAACGACAAUUAUUGUUGUUCCUAUUGCGACCUUCACAGAUGGAAAACCAAAAUUGUUACCAUCAUGCUGAAUCAGGAUAACAUUAAGGAAUCUCAAGUGUCUUGGAAAAAGGGAAAAGGACUAGUUUUUGAAAAAAAUGAAGAACAAAGGUUGAUUCCAUGCAUUUCUGAUGGAAACUGUCUGGAUUUUGUUGGAAGCACUGAUUCUACAGUGUUCAAAGCUAGUUUUUCCAAUACAGAUAGUCCAGAAUUUACUGAUGUUUCUCUGAAGUGUGAUAAGAAAUGUUUGGUUUUAGUCAACCAAACAGAUCAAGCAAUUUACUUGAUUUACAAUCAAAUUCACAAAAUGGUGAAGAUGGAAGAUGAAUACUCAAGUGAAUUGGUUCAAUUUACUAAUUUCUCACAAUUUUCAAAGCUCAUUACUCAGUCUGAGUCAAGAGCACUCUGUCGAUUGACCAAAACCAAAUACUUGGUGUUGAUUUUUGAAGACAACUCCAACGCAAUCACUUUCCAAGAUCUAAUCACACAAAAUACACGUUGGUUUCUCUUUGACUUGCAAAGCCACUCAAUUGAGGUUGUGAGCCCAAUUGUCCAUCCAUUAAUUCAGCAGGGAAAGCAUGAAUUCUCAAUCAUUCAAAAAAAAUCAAGAAAAAGAAAAGAUUUUCGUUUUCUAGAUGGUGAUGUCAAUGGUGGAUACAGUGAAGCUUUGGAAUUUCCUCAAUCUUUCUCAAAACCAAAGUUGUUCGCUUUUCGUCCAUUUAAGGCAAAUCCUGACCUCUUCCAAGUUCAUUUGAAUUUGAGAGAGGAAUUUGAAGCAAUGAGUUUUUCUCUUAAUUCAUUGGGGUUUUCGUUCAGAUUCUUGUUCAAAGUGAAGAGUGAAGCUCCAACUCCUUUUUCUCAAAAACAAACAUCCUCCUUUUCCGAUGUUUCUCUUCAAUGUUUUUAUUAA